Messenger RNA from Anolis sagrei ordinatus, 1806 nucleotides. It is a transcript of the gene FEZF1, whose product is annotated as FEZ family zinc finger 1. The record is from RefSeq and is a predicted model, not a curated record. Lineage: Eukaryota; Metazoa; Chordata; Lepidosauria; Squamata; Anolidae.
GGAAGCGAACUGAGCAAUUAUCUAGUUUACCUUCUCCUCUUGGAAGUUAACGAUUGGCGGGAUCGUGGCGGCGGCUAUUGACCCAACACUUUCCAUUGAGAGAAAGCGAGCGAGAGGAGGGAGAAGAGAGGUGCCUCUGCCUCCCCCGCCCGAGGCGAUGGGGCGGCCCGAUUCCGCGGGGAGAGGCCAAGAGACGGCAAUGGCGGCCUCUUCGGUCCGGCUGAAGGGAGCCUCGGAGGCGGCCAGGGGGGCUUCCUCCUCCUGAAGGCGGACAGGCAGCCAUGGAGAGCAGCAGCAGCAGCAGCCGGACGCUUCCGACGGGAAAGAGCCUUCUAGGCGCCGCAUCCUCCUCCUCUUCUUCGUCCUCCACUUCGAAAGCGCUGGCUUUCUCCAUCGAGCGGAUCAUGGCCCGCACGGCUCCGGAGCCCAAAGCGCGCCCGCUCUUGCCUCCUUUCGUGCCCAAAGCGGGCGAGAAGGCGCCUCCGUCGGGGCUCAGCUUGGGCGCCUCCCUCCCUUGCAUGAUCCCCUUCGUGCCCUUGGCUUACAAGCCCCACGGAGAGCCGCCCCCGUCCUCCAAAACCGAGCUGCCUCCGCACUUCAAGCUGGUCCGCCCGCGCGUCGUCACCCACUCCUCUUUCCACGCCUUGGGCGCCUUGGGAUACUUCGGACGGGCCGCCGAGAUUCCCCCUCCUCCUCCUCCGCCGCCGCCGCCGCCUCCUCCUCCUCCUCCGCCUCCUCCGUCGGGCCUCAGCCUCCACCCGGUGGCAUCCUACUUCCUGGGCUCGUCCUUACAGAGCCACAAGGCUUCCCUGGCCGAGAGGAACAAGCUCCAAGCGCUGCAGAGCCCGCCGCCGGGCCCCGCCGCGCCGCCGGGCUUCAAGGAGUUGGCGCAUGCUCACUUCCACAGCGCCGCCGCCGCCGCUGCCGCCGCCGCGCACCUCUUGGCCGCCGAGAAGUUGCCCUUCAAGGGCGCCGCCGUGGCCGCCGUGGCCGCCGAGUUCAGCCGCGCCUCGCCCGGAGCCAAGCCCAAGGCCUUCACCUGCGAGGUCUGCGGCAAGGUCUUCAACGCGCAUUACAACCUGACGCGCCAUAUGCCCGUCCACACGGGCGCCCGGCCCUUCGUCUGCAAGGUCUGCGGGAAGGGCUUCCGCCAGGCCAGCACUCUCUGCCGGCACAAGAUCAUCCACACCCAGGAGAAGCCCCACAAGUGCAGCCAGUGCGGGAAAGCCUUCAACCGGAGCUCCACCUUGAACACCCACACGAGGAUCCACGCCGGAUACAAGCCUUUCGUCUGCGAGUUUUGCGGGAAGGGCUUCCACCAAAAAGGGAACUACAAGAACCACAAGCUGACCCACAGUGGGGAGAAGCAAUUCAAGUGCAAUAUCUGCAACAAGGCCUUCCACCAAGUGUAUAACCUGACCUUCCACAUGCAUACCCAUAACGACAAGAAGCCCUUCACCUGCCCCACCUGUGGCAAAGGCUUCUGCAGGAACUUUGACCUCAAGAAGCAUGUCCGCAAACUCCAUGACAGCAAUGGCGGCACCCCCUCCUUGGCCCUGCCUAGACCCCCCACUGCUGAGUCAGAGCUGCCUCCACUUCCCCAUCAGUGAAACCCCCCUGGCUCCCCUUUGCGCUUUGUCUGCAUGCACUUGUGAGCACCCCCUGUCUUCUCUGCCCCCCUCCAAGAGACAACUGGCCUGCUGCCCUUUGACAUUGUUGGAGGCCACUGAACUGCUUUUAUGGGGGGAGCAAGACUUUCCCUCUCCUUCAAGUUGGCUUUGAGAACAGGGACCUGCUGGAACUGAA